Messenger RNA from Talaromyces proteolyticus, 618 nucleotides. RefSeq lists its product as uncharacterized. The transcript is spliced from 3 exons. The coding region runs from base 1 to 618 and encodes 205 amino acids. NCBI's taxonomy places the organism in Eukaryota, Fungi, Ascomycota, Eurotiomycetes, Eurotiales, Trichocomaceae. The record is from RefSeq and is a predicted model, not a curated record.
AUGCCCGACAGCUUAGCGCCAGGGCCCAACCCAAAGCCGGCGAAGACCAUGUCUUCCCGGCUUCUGACAAUGAAAUUCAUGCAGAGAGCAGCGGCAUCAGCCGCCCAACCGACAGUAGAAGAACAGCCAGAAACGCCCUCACCCAAGCGACCACGCCUGUCAGCGCCCAGCAGCCCGGCACAGCCUCUCUCUGAUUUAGAAGCCGUCAACGCUGCUCUUGCGGCCGAAGAACAGAAACGCGCAGAAGCCAUUACCCGACAGGCGGCUGAAGCAGGCGAGUCUGAGUGGGUGUUGGAUUAUCAUGGCACUGGCGGGUCACCAGUUUCCGCGUAUCCUGCAAAACCUUCGAUUCUCGCAGCCGAUUCUCUAGAUACAGAGCCUCAAGAAAGUGGUCGAAGGAGUUUUGGGAAUUUUAAGCCAAAGAAACAGGUUAUGAUUAUGGAUCCUAAUGAGCCUGACUCUGGAAGGAAGCCGAAAGCAGAGGUGAAACUUCACAAACUAAACAGCAUAUCUGGUGGCCGAGGUUCGUCAGGAAGUCGAAUAUCAGGCGGGGGAGGCGAUGGAGGAAGUGGUGGUGGAAAGAAACACAGCAAAUCUGGAAAGAAGAGAUCAAGAUAA